Messenger RNA from Bipolaris victoriae FI3, 1416 nucleotides. RefSeq lists its product as hypothetical. The coding region runs from base 1 to 1416 and encodes 471 amino acids. Gene Ontology annotation, biological process: acyl-CoA metabolic process. Gene Ontology annotation, molecular function: fatty acyl-CoA hydrolase activity. The record is from RefSeq and is a predicted model, not a curated record. NCBI's taxonomy places the organism in Eukaryota, Fungi, Ascomycota, Dothideomycetes, Pleosporales, Pleosporaceae. The transcript is spliced from 4 exons. Gene Ontology annotation, cellular component: mitochondrion.
AUGAAGGUUCUCACCAGGAACGCGCUCCAGCGCGUCAGCCAGAUUCGGGGAUGCGGCAGCACUGUCUCGUCCUCAUCUGCUAUCCUGUCAAUACCUUGCAGGUCUUUUCACUGUAGCCCGACACCACGCACCGAUGGCGUCUUCCGAGAGCUUACUGCCAUGCGGGUGCGCACGCCUUGGGUAGAGGCUCUACGACAACAACAAGCAGAGGCCAAUCAGCCCUCUGAGCCUUCGAAAAAAACUGAAUUGCCCAAAGAUCGCAAACUGACGCCGAAGCGCAUGAGUGAAAGCUACCAUUCAGUUGUGCUCCCUCUCGCCCAGGAUCCAUGGAUACUCGACACAUAUCUCAAUGCAUCAGGUCACAUCCGCCUUGGGACCAUUUUCAUGGAUCUUGAUGCACUUUCGGGUAUUAUCGCAUACAAGCAUACAGGAGAUGACGUUACCACUGUUACUGCAAGCUGUGACCGCAUCACCAUUCAUUCUCCACUAACAGAGAUCUGUGAUCUGGAGCUCUCCGGCCGCGUUACGUAUGCGACGGGUAGGAGUAGCUUGGAAAUCACCAUGCAGGUUGCAAAGGCACCCAAGGAGGGUGAAAAGACAAAAGAUGAAGACGUCCUCAUCAAUUGUACCUUCACGAUGGUUUCCCUGGAUCCUGUUACGAAGAAGCCGGUGAACGUCAACCCGUUAAAGAUUGAGACAUCUGAAGAACAACGAAUCUACGCUCUGGGUGAACGCAAUUCAAGAGUGAGAAAAGAGCGUCGGGAAACCUCUCUUCUUAAGCAUACACCAAACGAUCUCGAGAGCGAUCUAAUCCACGCAUUCUGGCAAAAGCAAUUGCAGUACCACGAUCCGUAUGAUGAACUUCGGAAACCUGACAAUGUGGUUCCCAUGGAUGCAACCCGGCUGCAGACUGCGACCAUCAUGCAGCCUCAAUACCGUAAUCGGCACCACUUUAUGAUAUUUGGUGGUUUUCUCCUUAAGCAAACCUUUGAGCUCGCCUUUACUACCGCUGCAGCCUUUGCCCAUGCCCGCCCCACCUUCGUGUCGCUCGAUCCAUCCACCUUCCAGAACCCUGUGCCUGUAGGCAGUAUCCUAUACCUCACGGCAACGGUAGUGUAUACAGACCCACCGCUGAUUGGCGCACCGGGAGAGGAGUUUGACGAGAACUCGGAGUACACACGAGUGCAAAUCCGGGUUGAUUCCAAGGUGAGGGAUGUGGAGCAUGGCCACUCGAAGCCGACUGGCCAAUUCAACUACACGUUUACAGUGCCAAAGAACAUUAGGGUCAUGCCAAGGACAUAUCAGGAAUUCAUGAUGUACAUUGAUGCGAGGAGGCGAGCAGCGCAGGUUAGGCAGACCCUAGAGGAAGGGAAUACUGUUAGCCCGAAGACGGCUGAAGACAGUCUCACGGAAUAA